AUGUGUAAGCAACCACUUACCAAGCAGCAAGAUCAGCAGCAAGAGUCGACCGACAUUGACAGAACGCAGGACAUGAUCAAACUAGGAAAGCAAGUGUUGCAACUGGAAAAAGCCAUAAACUACAUGGAACAGCAAUUAGGCAUGUGCCGCAUCAACAACAGCAGCGAUCCUGCAUCCGCCAACACAAUGAUCCAAGGCGUAUUUCAGAAUUGGAGGUGCAGAAUAGCAGAUGGCACGUUUCAAAUAGAGACAGGCAUUCGCAACAUUAGUGAGCUACUGCAGUUUAACACAUCCAUCUCCUAUCUAUCACCGUUGAACUAUGACAGUGCGUCGUCAGUCAGCAGCGAUGAUUCAUGCUAUCGAGGGAGAGAUGCUGGCAUUGUGCUAAACUUUCAAAAGGAAGUCAACGGCAGCCUUAUACCAUUCACCAUCACACUCAUGGCAAAGACAAUCACAUCCGCACCAUCCAUUAUACCCUCUGCUUUGUUGAUUCCAAGCGCACUACUGUUGGAUCCGGAGCCGCUGAUAGAUCAGCUUGUGGACACUUACUUUCGAUGCAACAAUCUAUUCAGCCCACUAGUGCACGAAAGAUCCUAUCGAGAUAAACGAGCUGCCAUCCACGAUCCAUUGACAGAUCCAGUGACACUCAGCAUAUGCUCCUACGUUUGUUCAACUCCUUGUCAGGCACUGCCAUUUACGCCGAGAGAGAGACGCAACAUGGGCGACUUUUUCUAUGCCAAAGCGAGAGACAUUAUCUUGGAUCAAUUCGAUAUACCUGAAAAGCAGUUAGAGACCGCAAUGAGCAUCAACUUGCUGAUGCAGUACAUGCACAUUACGCUCAAAAUAGGCGAAGCCUGUCGCAUGGUGUCUUUGGCUUAUCAGAUUUUGGUGGGAUUGAGAAAUGCUUAUCCAGAUUUACGGGUGCCUACGGAUGUCGAUGAUGCAACGAAUGUACCAGACCCCUCCUAUUCCAAACAAGAUACCGAGGAAGAACCUAUUGAAAAUGUAGAUAAAGUGCUGUUGGCUCGCCAUUUGACAGUUGCAGCAGUAUUGAGUCGUUUGUUGGAUUACAUUGUAAGUGGUUCCAGCGAUAAAAGAGGAUUUCAUUUCCCGCUUUGGACCUAUAUCGCAGAUGAGCCCGAAAGUACAAAGCGCUUUGUACGCUCGCAGAAUUGGCUGAUUCGCUUGCACAACCACACAUUUGUGAGGAACUUUUUGGUGAAUAUUCAUCGUCUUCAAUUGGGAAAAUCGUGCGCCUUUAGUUUCGAGUCUAUUCUUGUGAUGGAGGAGCUGAUCAAGGAAUACACAACAAAUGUCCCUCCAGAUAUCCGAUUGUGUGCUGACAUGAACAAUGCACCCAUGUGCUUUGAUGCGAUAGACAAGACCAAAGACCCUGUUCUCUUGAUCAAUUUCAUUCACUUUCACAUUCUUCAAAUGAGCGUUUAUUCUUGCUUACUGCGACCGAAGGCACUGUCAGAUCAAGGCCAGCAAAUCCUAUCAUUGGUACAAGAGCAUUCAUUGAGCAGAGCAUUGAAGAGCUGUCAGUUACUGUUACGCGCUAUUCAUCGGCUUGCUAUUACUGAACAGACGUCAUGCAAUUACUUUAUAUCAGCAAGUGAAUACUUGUUCCAUGCCAUGGAUGUGCUCAUUAUAUUGGCGCUGUCAUCCAACAAACAAACGGCAAAAGAAGCGGGAGCCAUGAUGAAAACUUGUCUCCAAGAACUCCAGAUGAUUGGAGUUACUCAAGGCAAUCAUAUGGCAGAAGCAGAUACAAUGCCUCCCGAUGAACAGAAAUUCAGGAUGAAGGACGGUAAAUUUGACAUUGAAUAUUAUGACAAAUUUCCCCAUCCUUGGUUUGCAAUCAUGUAUGAUGCUAGUCAUAUCAUUUCAUCUAAAUAA
Molecule: messenger RNA, 1899 nt
Organism: Mucor velutinosus
Lineage: Eukaryota; Fungi; Mucoromycota; Mucoromycetes; Mucorales; Mucoraceae
Product: DNA topoisomerase
Exons: 3
Coding region: 1-1899 (632 amino acids)
Source: RefSeq, a predicted model, not a curated record